Messenger RNA from Malus domestica (apple), 1086 nucleotides. RefSeq lists its product as uncharacterized. NCBI's taxonomy places the organism in Eukaryota, Viridiplantae, Streptophyta, Magnoliopsida, Rosales, Rosaceae. Gene Ontology annotation, biological process: protein peptidyl-prolyl isomerization; protein folding. The record is from RefSeq and is a predicted model, not a curated record. Gene Ontology annotation, molecular function: peptidyl-prolyl cis-trans isomerase activity.
CGGAGGAUUUGAAAGAAGGAAGACCCGGUUGAGCUGAGUUAUCCACACACACAACACGAAUACAUAGGAGCAGAGCAGUGCAGUAUGACGAUGGCCUCACAGUCACAGUCACUCCAAUUCUUUCACAGCCACAUAAUCAUAAGAAGAAGCACUCUUCCUCCUCCUUCCCUUCCUUUUCAUUUCCAGUUGCAGUUGCAGGGUGGUUAUACUUAUACGCCAUAUGCUACAGUUGGCGUUGUACGCAGGAGGCCUCCCUCCAGGUUCUCUCUCAAGUAUCAAACAAUGGCUAUGGCUAUGGCCAAUGCCAAUGAUGUAGAGCAGCCGCAGCUGCAAGCCACAGUCACAACCAAGUGCUUCUUUGACAUAGAUAUUGGCGGCGAAGCUGUUGGUCGCCUUGUAUUGGGCCUCUUCGGUCAAGUUGUUCCCAAAACCGUUGAAAACUUUCGCGCCUUGUGCACAGGAGAGAAAGGAUAUGGUUAUAAAGGAUGCUCUUUCCACCGCAUCAUCAAAGAUUUUAUGAUCCAAGGAGGGGACUUCACUCAAGGAGAUGGAACUGGGGGAGUUAGUAUCUAUGGUUCCAAAUUUGCAGAUGAGAGUUUUGCAUUGAAGCAUGUUGGUCCUGGUGUGCUGAGCAUGGCUAAUGCAGGCCCUGGUACUAAUGGGAGCCAGUUUUUCAUUUGCACGGUGAAGACUCCAUGGUUGGACAACCGCCAUGUGGUUUUCGGACACGUGAUUGAGGGAAUGGAUGUUCUGAGGAAACUCGAGUCCCAAGAGACAAGCAGGCUAGAUGUCCCUCGUUUGCCAUGCAGAAUAGUUAACUGUGGAGAGUUGCUGUUGGAUGACUGAUCUGUUUGCCUUACUCGGCAUAAAGUACAACUGUGGGAUGAAGUUUUCUGGUUUGUCAAUUCCAGAGUUGUUCUUAACUAUGAUUAUUAUUCUUGCGAUGUUUUUGGCUGUGAAAUGAAAUAUACCAGACAUCAACAUUGUUCAUUUCCGCCAAGUUCAAAUGCGAUUUAUAUAUAUAAACACCAGAGAUGAAGGUACAUGUAUUCUGUUGGACUGAAUACAGGGACACACUUAUCCCUU